AUUCAACUGAAAUUCAAAGACAAGAAUAUUUAAACUGAGUGAUCGAACGUUUAGUCGAAGAACAUCAUAGAAAGGAAAAGAAUUAUGAAGUUUUUUGAGCGUCCAAAAUGCUUGACCGAAGCGAUAGCACCGGUGAUAACUCUGGAUCGUUUAAUGGGACUUCGUGUUUUUGAGUAUCCUCGUGGUCAGCCAAGACCUCUACUGAGCCUGAUUUAUCUCUUGCUUCUUUAUUGUUUGUAUUAUAGUGGCUCGUGGUAUUUGGGGGAAGAAUAUUAUUUAAUUGUUAAAUUAAUGAAGUUGGAAUAUUUUCUAUACAAAGUCCUGAAUUACAUUACUGUUGCAAUGAUCAUCGUUAAACUACUUCUAGGCUGGUGGUAUACAAAGAGACUUAAAACAUGCUAUAACAAAAUCAUCGAGAUCGACGAGACAUUGCGACAGCUUGGAUCAACGAUAAACUAUGAUAGAAUAUAUUUUAUAAUAAUUGGAGUACUGAUCAUUUGGUUUACAAUCGGUUUCUCUCUCGGCAUUGUAAUUUUCAUUGCUAUGCGAACACACACAAAUGUAUAUAAAACAGUCGGCGCUAUAGUGACAUAUGGAUAUGGAAUGACUGUCAAUUCUAUUAUUAUUUUCGAAUUUUACAUAUUUGUAAAAUGCUUACAAAUGAGAUUUGAUUUGGUCAAUCAACUCUUACAUAAACAUUCAGCUUUAUCAACAAAAGUGAUGAAAUUGGGCACUUUUGAAAUACAAGAUUUUGCUGAAAUUAUAAAUGUGGAGCAACAAUGUUUGCUUCCUACAAAGAUAUUAUCUAAGUGGUGUCAAAAAAGACUCUCUGGAAAAAAGAUGCAAUCUGCAAAAAAUAUUUCUGUAUUAGAGAAACCAAAUUUAGUCAAAUCGUAUUUUCCACCUCACUUCCAGAAACAAUUCGACAGAGAAUUUCGAAAUCGAUCUCAAAAACACAAUUCUGUAAUGACGAAAUGUCAGGAACGUAAAUAUCUAUUACAAAUAAUCAAACAAGUGCAUCUAGAACUGUGUAAAAUAUCAAAAACGAUAUGCAUUAUCUUCGGCGUACAGACAGCUUGCGAAAUAGGAAUGAUUACUAUAUUUUUCACUGGGACUCUUUACAUUUUUUCCAUGCGAUACAUUAUUCGACAACACAAAAUUACGGACAACUUGUUGCAACAAACAUCUACGAUGAUGAUAAUGUGUAUUAUUAAUAUUCUUAAAAUUAUAUUUUUAAGUCGCGUUUGCAAACAUGCGGCGAAUAAGGGAAAUAAAACUGUCGAAAUUAUUUACUCGAUUUAUGGAUGCGACGAAGCAUCUGGUGUGCAAGAGGAGAUUCAACAAUUUGGUAUUCAAAUAUUACAAAGUCCAGUGAGAUUCUUCGCAUAUGGUAUUUCUUUGGAUAACCAUGUCCUAACUAUGAUUCUGAAAGCUGUAACAACCUAUUUGGUUAUUAUGAUACAAGUGAGCAACUCAUUAGAGUCCAAUAAAGAUAUUCAAGAUACAUAA
Molecule: messenger RNA, 1509 nt
Organism: Camponotus floridanus (Florida carpenter ant)
Lineage: Eukaryota; Metazoa; Arthropoda; Insecta; Hymenoptera; Formicidae
Exons: 7
Coding region: 85-1509 (474 amino acids)
Biological process (GO): sensory perception of taste
Cellular component (GO): axon; membrane; neuronal cell body
Source: RefSeq, a predicted model, not a curated record